Molecule: messenger RNA, 975 nt
Organism: Exophiala spinifera
Lineage: Eukaryota; Fungi; Ascomycota; Eurotiomycetes; Chaetothyriales; Herpotrichiellaceae
Exons: 3
Coding region: 1-975 (324 amino acids)
Source: RefSeq, a predicted model, not a curated record
AUGGCAUCGUCCGGAUCUCCAAACUUCACUCCUGGCGAGUCAUCCGCCUCUGGUUCUUCUUCUGCGAUUCCUGCGCUCGCUUCAGCCUCUGGCCCAGUCGACGCUGAUGGGAUCUCACCAAUUCCUCCGACGGAGCCUCAACCGGCUCCUCUGCCAGAAAAUCCAUCGGCCGAGACGACCGAGGAAGGCCAUGUUUUCGUUGUACGCAUGAAUGACCCUGACCUGAAUAUUCAUCACCUGAACCAAUUCGACUGGCUUCGACGUGACAGGGUCAUCAUUCAGUUUGACCCCUCUUUUGAUUCACCCAACCCUGACAGGACUCACAUGAUGGACUGGGACAAUCGCCAUGUCUGUAUGAUCCCCUUGGUGCGGCGUGGAGUGAAUAUCGGAGAAGCACUAGAAUAUAUUCUCGGGGCCUUUGUCGAUUCUGGUCGUCUUGCUAUCAAGCUGAAAUACAAAGCCAUACCAGUCUGGCGCCUUGACCAAGUCGCUGCACUCCUCGCUGCCUUUCACUGGAUAAACCCAGAAUCGGUACAGAGAAACAUGCUCGGCAACCGUCUCUUCUGGCCCUACGUCUGCCUGCCCAAGAUUGCAGUGAGAUUGAAUGGCACCUGGGAAGAAUCCUUGCAAAGUCAGACCACGACGGAAUUGGCACCCAUGGAGAUCAGGGAAUCGGUCUGGAAUCGCUGCCACAGCCUCUUGCAAGAGGCAUAUGCUACCGGUCGUGUCCCGGAAAUCCCAUACGGAGCCGAAACAAGCUGGGAAUGUCUACCUCUCCAAUUGUUGAAGGAGGUCUACGUAGUCGAUGAACUUCAUAGUACAGACUGGCAACGCCAAUAUGUGACGCCUGUGGACGAACUUCCAUCACGUCCACCUUAUGUCGAGAUCAAUGAUGGAGCCGAUAUGACGAUCCCCGAGAGCGAUUCAGAGCACAUGUACAUGGUCCCUCCUCCUGACGUCAACCUGGGAGAGUGA